CCCUGUUUUUCUCUUUACAUUUUCUUCAAUCUUUCCUAAUAUAAGUAAAAUGAAGGUCACCACUAUUUCAGCCGCUCUCGUAGCUACUGUUGCCUCUGUUUCUGCUGCUGGCAAUUUCACCAUCACUGAACCCUGGGGAAACACCACUUGGCAAGCUGGUCAAACUGGUACCGUUGCUUGGAAGUCUGACCGUGCUGUCGCUAAGGAAAAGUGUGAAAUUCACUUGUUGACUGGUUCUGCUACCGAUGCUACUUUCGUUACCAACUUCACUGCUAAUGGAAACUUAGUUCCGUGUAACUUCACUAAAGCUAAUCUCCACCCUCUUCCUGACUAUCCUUCUGGAGAUUACUUUGUUCGUAUCGGUCCUAAUGGUGGUAAUACUGACUAUUACGGUUACUCUGGCACCUUCAAGUUCAUUGGUAAUGGUACUGUACCCAUUGGUGCCACCACUGAUCUUCCUGCCCAAACCACUGUUCCCAUCCAAACUGCUGCUCCCACUGGUUGCGCAGUCACCGCAGCUCAACCUACUUCUGCCGCUUCUCAAACCGAUGCCCCCUCUGCCGUCGAUCAAUCCUCUGAAGCCCAACCUACCGAGACACAAACCGCUACUGAAGCCCAACCUACUGAAGCUCAGCCCUCUGACGCUCAAUCUACCGAGACUCAAACUGCUACUGAGACUCAAACCGCCACUGAACAAGCUCAGCCUACUGAUGCUCAAUCUACUGACGCUCAAUCUACCGAGACUCAAACUGCUACUGAGACUCAAACCGCUACUGAACAAGCUCAGCCUACUGAUACUCAAACUGCUACUGAGACUCAAACCGCUACUGAACAAGCUCAGCCUACUGAUGCUCAAUCUUCCUCUCAACCUGUUGAGACACAAGUUGUGACCGAGACUCAAACCGCCACUGAACAAGCUCAGCCCACCGAAGGUCAAGAUCAAAACCAACAACAACCUCAAGAUCAAAACCAACAACAACCUCAAGAUCAAAACCAACAACAACCUCAAGAUCAAAACCAACAGCAGCCUCAAGAUCAAAACCAACAGCAGCCUCAAGAUCAAAACCAACAGCAGCCUCAAGAUCAAAACCAACAGCAGCCUCAAGAUCAAAACCAACAACAACCUCAAGAUCAACAAAACCAACAACAACAGCAAUAAAUUGAUUGCUACUCAAUAAAUAUUCUUUGAAUAUAUAAAACCGUACAUAAAUAUAUUUAAUUACAUAUAAUUAUUAGUCUUACUCCCGUGUAGUUAUCUUCAUUACUAUUGGUCAAAAUAAUAAAAAUAUAAUCCUUUCACCCCCUCAUGUUUUCUAAUAUGCACAUUAACGUGAAAUGCAGGGUGACUCUCAAUGUAUUUACCAA
Mycotypha africana is the source of this 1365-nucleotide messenger RNA. RefSeq lists its product as uncharacterized. The record is from RefSeq and is a predicted model, not a curated record. Bases 50 to 1159 code for a protein of 369 amino acids. The transcript has 6 exons. Lineage: Eukaryota; Fungi; Mucoromycota; Mucoromycetes; Mucorales; Mycotyphaceae.